AUGGCAGUCGUCGUAGCUCCGGAGAGCGCCACUGUGUUGGCAGAGCAGAUGGACGAGUUUCUGGCGAGUAUGCACUACGCCGUAUACGACCUGAUGCUCCCUCAGCUUGUCGAGACAUUUGCGUUCGGUCUUUUCACUUUCCUGAUUAUCGUAUCAUCGUGUACCAUCAUAAACAAAGGGUUGGAUACUCGGCCGAACCGCAUCAUGCUCGCAACUACGCUUGUCAUGUACAGCGUCGCGGCGAUCAAGUGGGCUCUUUGUUUCGCAAUUGUCUGGGGUGACUUCACCAGAGUGCUCCCUCAGACGCUUACGCUCGGCACGAACAACGCAUCCGUUGCUAGUGCGAGGUACAAGCUCAACGAGCUUAUAUACGUUUCUCAAGUGAUGAUCGUUAUCAACAUUCUCCUCAGCGAUGUCGUUGUCUUGUGGCGAGUAUGCGCUAUUUGGCUAUGGGACCGACGCGUCAUAGUACUUUCAUCUGUCUUCCAUUUGGCGGUCUUCAUCCCAUUCGUGUUCGUUCUUAUCGAAGACGUCGAGAGAAUCCUCAGUGGUCGUAUCCCCGGGAUCGAGGUUGAGACUGCUGUGCGCGUCAUAACGCCGAUAUCCCUUUCAAUCCCGCUUGCUCUGAACAUCUGGGCUACCGGCAUGAUCUGGUAUAAGGCUCGUGUACACAAGCGCUUGAUAGCGCUUGACCCUCGCUUCAAGACAAGAUCCGUUCUUUCAGUCAUGGUUGUACUGGUCGAGUCAGGCGUCGGGUACUGCAUACUCUGGGCCAUCUAUUUCGCUAGUAACUACAGCUCCCUCGGCCUCUUUGGAGUGUGCUACCAGAUCAUCAUCGCGCAGCUCACAGGAAUGUACCCUGUGGUCGUUAUCCUACUGGUGGCGCGCAAAACGCACGGCUUCGUCGAAAAGUCCUGGUCCUCUUCUGGCAUCCUCGGUCUCUCCUCAGACUUCUUGGCCGCCGCGCCGCCCAGCUCCUCGUUACCGUUGCUCAUGGGAGUCUCUCCAGUGAGCCCUUCCCCGUCACAAGCAUUUCUCGUGCAGCCGCCACGACCACCAAUGCUUGAGGCACGUAUACCACCACGCAGGCGUACGGACUGA
This is a messenger RNA of Peniophora sp. CBMAI 1063, 1101 nucleotides long. NCBI's taxonomy places the organism in Eukaryota, Fungi, Basidiomycota, Agaricomycetes, Russulales, Peniophoraceae. The record is from the annotation of a GenBank genome assembly.